AGCUAAAAUACUGCAAUGGGCCUAAUAUUGUAGACGUAUACUAGCCAGUCAGGAUUGUGCACUACGAACAGUUCUGUUGUUAAUAUUUUAUUAAAAAGGCAUUAAGUGUUUGCAAGUGAACAGUUUGAUGGAAAAAUUGUUGCACAAGAUAAGGUGUGACGUGAGAUGCAAUUGGAGUGAACAGUUUGAUGGAAAUCGUUGCACAAGAUAAGGUGUGACAUGCACAAUUGGGAUCACAAAAGAGAUGCUAACAAUAAAAUAUCCACAAUAAGCAAUAAGGCCAUACCAAAUAUGUUUCACGGAUUUUUCGGGCAAAAUUCAAAAAUUAGGUGUCAAGGUGAGAGAUCAGAUUGCAACGCAACAAUUGCUAAAGUGGUGUUUUGUGACUCUGUUUAUGGUUUUCUAUUUUGCUUCUGGCCUGCCAUCCUGGUCUAUUCUCGGGGUUCAAAGGUCCAUGAAACAUUGGUGUGGCCAGACUUUCUGACAAACUGAUGCAUUAUAGAGUAGCAUGUCAAUGGACAACAGCUGUUCAUACAUGUAGUGUGAGCUACAUGUGUAUGAUUUGCUUGUUGUGGUACAUGUGAUUAUGAAUCACUAGCGUGUUUUCACAUUGGGAUACUUUAUGUAUCCAUGUUUUGCCAUUAAAUGUUUUGCCAUUAAUUAAGAGUGAUUGAUUGAAGUAAAUGCUCCCGAGCUCAAAGACAAAAAUAAAAUGUUUCUUGCAUGUUUGAAAUUCAAUAAUGAGCUCGUGUCUGAUUAGAGAUUCCAGAUGGUUGCCUUAUUAAAUGCUCCUAGCACAUGCUCUUAGUUUACAGUGUUAGAGCAUCCAUUGGGGUUUGAGUUUCCCCGCAGCAAAUUGUUAUAUCUACUGCGCAUGCCCGUGCGCAUAGUAAUCAAGUGAACCUGUGGUCGAGAUAAGUUGUAACCCAGGCUAUUAACCCAAGCUGUGUGUGUAUUAACGUGCAAGUGGCUGUACUGCAUGGUUUAUAUCUCUUAUAGUUUUAGUAGCCAAACUAGCUUGUACAGUUUCAAGGCUACUUAGAUCUAUAGCUAGCAGAAGCUAAUAGCUAGCUAUGGAAAUAAAGUCUGAUUCAACUCCAAAUGUGUGUUGUAAGCACUCAAGACUGUCAUCAAUUGGACUCUGCUGUCACACAAUGUCCUGCAAGACAAGCAGUACAGCCCCAUGCAGACACAGAACUGAUAAUGAGCCAGCAGCAGAUUUACACAGAACCUUAUCAGGGAACAUGAAACUCACAACACUUCACUGGCUAUUGCUGGUGCCUUUAUUUGCCAUUCUUUUAUCCGAUGUCUGCAAUGGACUUGUAGUGGACAAAGAUUUUUUGGGUGAAGGCAUUGAUGAUGAUAAUGUGACAGAUUCUAUUAGAGAAAGAAGAGCGUCACGUAGCCUAUUUAACCAUGGAGCAUGGGAAAACGCAACAGUACCGUACGUCUUUGACAAAGGACUACCGCUGAGAAUGCAAAGGCAAGCAGUGAAGGCCAUGUGUGCUUGGAUGAAACAAACACACUGCAUUAAAUUUGUGGAGAGAACAGAUGAAAAGAACUUCAUUCGAUACCAGUACAGUAGAACGGGGGAGUGUGUCUCAUUAGUGGGCAGAAUAGAUUCCAAAUUUUUUUCUACCGGACAGCCAGUGUUUCUAACCUUAAGCUGUAACCGCGGACACAUCAUGCACGAGCUAGGCCAUGCACUGGGAUUCUACCAUGAGCACGAAAGAAGAGACAGAGACCGAUUUAUACAAGUCCUCAGGGACAACGUACUACCGAACGCUCUUAGAAGAUUCGACAUACAAGAUCAUGUUGCAGCAGUCGGUGCUCCAUAUGACUAUGCGAGUAUAAUGCAUUUUUCUCUUUAUGAGUAUUCCCGUAAUGGCUUGAAAACUCUCGUUCCUUUAAGUAUUUAUGAGGGUGUGAUCGGGCAGAGAAAAGGACUCAGCCGCAUAGACAAGGAACUAAUCAACGACAUCUAUCCGUGUUUGGACAUAGGUGCUAACAACGACAUCCUACCAACAAAUGCCGACUUUAUCAAAGACGGUAACUGGAUCACGCUCUCCCCUACGAGUGUGGUGAAGCACUACAAGAAGAGACUAGUGUGCGAUGCUCACAACUGUACACUCAGCGAAUGUGCCGGUCGAUUAUUUAAAUAUUACGAUGCACUUGACUGUCCCGAUAACCUUAUUUCUAUCAGGAAGAUCUCCGGAUCAGAGGACGAUAAAAUCAUCAGAUCAGGGGACACAGUAUCAAUCAGAUGGGAAACAAGCACUGUCAAUGGACCCACCUUUGCUCCACUCUACUGUACUAACGAUACUAUGUGCUCACUGUCAGGACAAUGUGGUGGACAAGAGCCUUGCAAACAGCAGAUAUUUACUAUUGACGCACGGGGGAAGAAUCCAUUAGAUUUGGUAAUAAAACACAGCGAUAAAAUAACUUUGCAGCAGAAAGUGACUAAUGACGCUGUAUAUGCACUGUCUUGUGCACAAAAUGUGACUUGUACAAUUACUCGAUGUAAAACUGGCACUGUCGAUGACUGUAAUAGACUAGACUUGUGGUUCCUUGUUCAAAAGUAUUAGGUGUGAUUUUUGUGAUUUUCGUAGCUGUUUGUUCGUUUGUAAAUAGCCCCCCCCCUGACUUGUGUUUUCACUGGACACGUUUGUGGAUUGAGCACAACCUGUCUGUUUCAGUACGUAUCAAUCAUCCAAGUCACUUUUUAUUUUUUAUCAGCCGUAUAUAUUAUUCCAAAGACACCUUUAUACCAGCAUGUCAUUUCUGCAGCAAACAAUUUUAUGAAGCAAUUGUAAGCUUUUAUAAU
Messenger RNA from Halichondria panicea, 2824 nucleotides. RefSeq names its product blastula protease 10-like. Gene Ontology annotation, biological process: proteolysis. The record is from RefSeq and is a predicted model, not a curated record. Lineage: Eukaryota; Metazoa; Porifera; Demospongiae; Suberitida; Halichondriidae. Gene Ontology annotation, molecular function: metalloendopeptidase activity; zinc ion binding. The transcript is spliced from 7 exons. Bases 1074 to 2585 code for a protein of 503 amino acids.